Messenger RNA from Centropristis striata (black sea bass), 1455 nucleotides. RefSeq names its product beta-1,3-galactosyltransferase 1-like. Lineage: Eukaryota; Metazoa; Chordata; Actinopteri; Perciformes; Serranidae. The coding region runs from base 54 to 1133 and encodes 359 amino acids. Gene Ontology annotation, cellular component: membrane. Gene Ontology annotation, molecular function: N-acetyl-beta-D-glucosaminide beta-(1,3)-galactosyltransferase activity. The record is from RefSeq and is a predicted model, not a curated record. The transcript is spliced from 4 exons.
UCUGGUGGCUUGCUGAAGCUGUCAGUUGAAAAUCAUUCUCUGCCUUUCAAAAAAUGCUGGAGAGCUCCAUUUCUAAAAGUGAAAAGGCUCCAUGGACAAGAGCUAGACGAGGGUUGUGUCUUUUGAUACUGGUUCUCAUGACGGGAACAUUAAUAACUGUCUACAUUUGGAGCAGUGAAGUAUCAUGGCCUUUGAACAUUUGGACAAAAUGGUCAGACCAAUCUUACAGCAAUAAGACUCCUUCAGUGGACAGUAUCCCAGCAGCUGAACCUUCACCAUUCUUUGUGACAUACCCGCAUCAGUACACUUUCAUAUUGGAUGAACCCCAUAGAUGUUUGCAAGAAAGUCCAUUCUUGGUUCUUAUGAUCCCAGUUGCACCGCACAACAGAGAGGCUCGUGACACUAUCCGCAACACAUGGGGUAAAGAAACUAAAGUGCUAGGUCGAGUCAUCAACCACUACUUCCUGCUGGGACUGAACGAUGGCACAGAAACCGUCAAAGACCAAGUGUUACAGGAAAGCCAGAAACAUCAUGAUAUUCUCCAGAGUGACUUCUUGGACAGCUACAAAAACCUCACCAUUAAAACCAUGGUCAUGUUUGAAUGGCUCAGCUCCCAUUGUCCCAACACCUCCUACGCCAUGAAGGUGGACUCAGACAUGUUCCUUAAUGUCCACAACCUUGUUGGCAUGCUUUUGGAAGCACCCCGACAACUCUACUUGACAGGACAGGUGGCGAGGGGUGCUGCUGUUCUUAGAGACCAUACCUCAAAGUGGUUUCUGCCUGUUUCUGCCUACCCUGACCCGAGCUACCCGCCGUAUGCUCUGGGACUGGGCUACGUGUUUUCACUGGAUUUACCAAAGAAAAUACUGGAGGCGUCUGCACAUGUUAAAGCUGUUUACAUUGAAGACGUGUACGUGGGAUUGUGUAUGAGGCAUCUAGGAAUCCCACUGACAGAUCCGCCUCGUGGUGAUUUGUUUCAGACAUUCAAACCUCAUGCGACAAGUGACUGUCACUGGACCUCUGUCAUUACAACAAUACUAUAUAACUCCAACCAGCUCUCAGGUGCAUGGGGAGAUUAUCAGACUCAAGUACAAAGUGGCUGUAACUGUUAUAUUUCUCCCUGUGCCGUGUAACGGCAUUGCAUUUAUACACAAAUCUGUUUAUCUCAGAAGUUACUGCUUUAUUGAUAUAUAUUUUUUUAUAUCUUUGAAUAACAGUCUGGACUUUUGAUAGCAAAGCAAAUGAGAUUGUGAGACAGAUGUUGCUUUUUUAUGGCUCAACAAAAUGUGUUCAUAUCUAAGUGUUUGCAAAGAUUGCAAAAAUGAUUGUAAAACAUUAAGGGCAGGAAGUUAGCGUUCAACUGGUUACCAGAUUGUGCAGCACUGGAGUUGUCUGAAGCAAAAGGCACAACUUGUGUCAAAGUACUUGUAACUACAAGGGACUGUAUCUAGUAUG